This is a messenger RNA of Bolinopsis microptera, 1334 nucleotides long. RefSeq lists its product as uncharacterized. The record is from RefSeq and is a predicted model, not a curated record. The transcript is spliced from 7 exons. Lineage: Eukaryota; Metazoa; Ctenophora; Tentaculata; Lobata; Bolinopsidae. Bases 62 to 874 code for a protein of 270 amino acids.
GCAAUAUCCUUUCUGUUGUAGUUUAUAUCGUCAGUAUCAGUUUGUGUGAUAAUACGUCUUUAUGUCCAGUAUUAAAUAUUCUGGAUUAUUGUCGAGGUCAAUUUUUGUUGUCACGACUAUACUUUGGCUUUGGUCAAUACCUGUGAUCGGAAUGCAAGAUUGUAACGAGAAGAAGACGACCACCUACGGGUCCGGCCAACUAAAUAUUACAGAAAAUGAAGAAAACGAAUUGAUUUCAGUCAUCAAAUGUCAAGUCAAAGGCUUUCAAUUUGUAAAUGGUGUAAGACGAACAACAGGUUUAAACGUAUUUGCAAUGGACCAAGGAUUGGGAAUCACGGUGACUUGCAACGAGGAGACUGGGGCCUUGCACCCUAAUAUAUUUGAGGAUCUCAAUGGGGAUGAAAGAGUCUUGUACUGCGACGAGGGAUGCACACCAUACAGAGAGGACAGGUACGAAGUGGUGUACCCUGCUUCAAUAGUCACCAGCGAGGAAAAUAGUCCGCCACUUAUCUCCAAUAACUUCAUGAGCGUGUCUCUCGCUUGCCAACCAGGGUAUACAAGAUCAGUUGGUAACGUUGGAAAGAUCUCAGUGUUGUGCAAGAAAGACAGUGACACCAGGGCAGUGGCAUGGUCUACUGACAACAUCAUCGACUGUAUCAGCGGUUGUAAAGACAUUACACAAGCGGUUUCAAAUGGUGCUACAACUGAUAAGCCCAGCACUACCAAAGGAGCCUCUCCCUUUAGACCUGGGGACUCCGUAACCUUCUUCUGCGAUCCUGGAUACACCCUGGUUGGUUACAAGAACCUAACUUGCACCGGUGCUAACAUUUGGAACGAGAAUACACCGGAGUGUGUAUACAUUGCAGCUGUCUAGAUAGAUAGAGAUGCACUUGUAGGUGCCUAGAUGUGCACUGCAGGUGACAUUUUAACUAGCCGAAAAUCAUGUUAAUUUAUAAUUUCGAGUAAAUUGAGGAAUAAGGAGAAUCAUGAGCUGAACGGAUGUAAAAAUUACGAUUAAACGUUGACGGCAUGAGUGGUGCUCCAAGUUCGGCAUUUUUGGAGACUACUCGCAAAACAAAUUGGAACAGAGAUUGUGAUUUGUGUGAAAUCUCAAGAGAAAACGUUAUUAUGGUGGUCUUAUUUACAACUUUAACAACAUCUACAUUUCGAUUUAUAUGAGCGUGUUAAAUUAAAAUAAAAUAUAACUGCAUAUUUAACCUACUGAAAAACUUGGUUCAUGUUUGAUAAACUUUAAAUUAUUAUUCCAAUGAAAUAUCUGCUGAUCUAUAUUUUAGUAUUUCUAAUAUUUCUACUAUAUAUGAUACUUUAAGCAU